GUCACGGAGCUGGAAAGUCCAAACUUCCAGCCGGGAUUCUUCGCUCUGAAUCACUGGCACCGCUGGGUUUUAUCUUCCUGACCUGGCACAUGUCCAUGCUGAGUCGUUCUUUGGGGAAAUGAGAUGUUUAAACUACCUAAAGGUGGUUUUGUGCUAAGGAAGCUUCUGGAGUGGAGAUGGUGUGGCCACUUGUGGAUGCAGUGUUGGAUGUGUCUGAAGGGGCAGCUGUCAGGAUACACAUCCUGCAUCUCCCGUGUGUGCUUCAGGUGUGAGACCCUUGUCAGCCCCUGGUGUGGGCAGAGGCAUCCGAAUUCCACUGGGAUGGAGCACGGCUGGGGAUGGGAGAAGGAGCCGUGUGCCCAAAUCGCUUAAAAUUUAGGACUCUGCUCUUCCUGGUGCUUUAGUAUAGAUUGUUUUGGUUUUCUGUUGGAAUUUAUUUAAUUUUCUGCUGGUAUUUGUAGUGAAUCUGUGCCACUCGGUGCCGGGAUGUGGCUCUUCUGUCUGUGGGGGAGUGCUGGGAGAUGCUCGGGCCCUCAGUUGGCACUUCAGCUCUCACAGUCCUGAGUUACACCCUGAACUCAUCCCUGCAAAUGACUGAAAAUGGAUUUUCCUUGUGGGAGGAGCAUUGGGUUGAAAUAUUCUGGGGAGAAAAUGCGCGGAACUGGUGAUGAAGCUGCUGUGGCCUCGAUUGCAGAGGGGACACUUGGAGCAUCCCCCUGGGAUACAGGCAAGGACAGCGUGUGCCAAGGCACAGCUCUUGCAGAGAACCAGGGUCAGGCUGGAAAUAGUCACGGCCUGGUUUAGGGAGAACUUGGCUCAAAGGGAAUUUCUUUGGUGCAGACACCGAGAGAACUGAGUUUGUUGUCAGUGCUUCAUUAGAGAAUCCUAUAAUUUUGGGAGCAAGAGGAAUUGAUAACCAGGAGGGAUAAUGAUGGUGGGACAGAGCCUGGAUUUGAUGGAGCUGCUGUGUUUGUUCAGCUUUUAUCUGUCUUGGAGGUGUCAAUCUGGUGGGGUCUUCAGCCCAAGGUUCAGGAUAACCCGGGUAUUGGGAGGAGCCCAGCUGUGUCUGGAGCACUGGGAAGCAGCCGGAGCUCUGGAAAAAACGGGAUAAAGCUGUUCAUUGAAGCACUGAAGCUUUAUAAAAAUGGUAUGAUUUCCAUAACUGCCGCUUCACUCCCGCUCUGACUCGUGAGCACCAGCGUGGUUUUAGGAGCCCCUUUACCCUGCUGGGAAAGCUCAUUUGCAGGGAUUAUGUGCUGUCCUUUUGGAUUGUGCUAAAACUCUGCCGGAGGUUCCAGAGCCUGCGGUUCCCAGAAUGGUAAAUCUUGGAGAGCUGCUCCUGCCACGCAUGAGGUGCAGCCACAGAGCCACAUCCAGCACUGCCACAGCUGCCUGUGCCAUCUGUUCCCCAACAUCUUCAUUCUUCCCUCUCGGACUGGCUUCCUUCUGCACUCAUAGCUCCCCUCCUCUGGGCUGGGGGGCUGAUGAGCUCCACGGGUGUCCUGCACCAUCAGUUUUAUCAGGAAUAGCUGUUUUUAGUUGAUGAUGAUGAUAAGCCGGGUUGAUUCCCGUCCUGGAAGAGGCAGGAGCUGCAUGGUCUGUGGCCCAUCCAGCGCUUCCGGACGGAGCUUAGUGAGCACAGCACAGGUGUCAGGUCAGGACGGGAGCCGUUAAUCUCGGCGCGGCGUGCGGCUGUUCCGGCGGCGUUAGGUAACCUGCUGGGCCAGGACAGGGAUGUGGGAUGGCAUGGAGGCAGCCCCCCCUGUUCUGGGGAGCAGCAGGAAGCCAGAAACCUCCUUCAGGAGCAUCAGGACAAGCUCGCUUGGUCCUCAUGGAGAAGCUCAUUUUUCUCAUUGUUACUCCAGUAGGGUCCAAGUGGGAGCUGCUCCCAUGUCCCACCUGCAGGUCCCAGCAUGGCCUUUCCCCUUGGGACCCCCUGCUUAGCACUGAGUGCUGCCAAAUCCCUGGGAUUUGGAGGAUUCGGGCUUUAGGAGUUUGAUACGUGCUGGUUUGCCACUCUGCUGCAGCUCCCCAAUGUUGGGAGCAAAAACAUCCGUGUGGAUCUGGCAGGAUCAAAUUUCCCAUGGAUUUGGGCACCUCCUGCCUCACCUGAAGCUCGCUGAGGGUCUGGCCUGGGGUUCCCCGUGUCCCUGUGGGGAUGGGAUGUGGCAGAGGGGCUGGGCUGGGAGGAGAGCCCUGGGAGUGGAGUCCUGGCUUCCAGCUUGGUUCCUGCCCUCGGCAAAACAUCACGUGGCAGAUCUAGGAGAGAGACAUCAGAGUUUGCUGCUCCUGAAAUAUUUCUGGAAGUCUCUUUAUAAACAUGCUGGAGCCACCGGUUGUGGCCGACCUUGGGUCAGGAUUUGGCCCUAACAAAGAGAAUUAUUUCCUGUUUCUGCAGUAUGUUCAGCACGAUUGAAGUUUAACAAAAUAAGGGAAUUAAAGCGCCAUAAAUUCCAGUCUGGAUCUUUGAACGGAUCUGGUUUUGCUGCUUCACAUUUGGUUCUGGUUCUUCACUAAAGUGAAGAACUGCUUCACUUUAGUGAAGUUUAUUUCCCCCAGGAUGGAGCCGAGUGACACUGAGCUCUUGCACGUUGUGUCCUCUUGAAUUCCUCCCUUGGUUUCCUGAUGAUGUCAGGGCAGGGAGUGCAGUGCUGCAGGGAGGGCCAGGACGUUCUGCUGCUCUUGACUGAUGCCGAGGAGCCGAUCCGGUGCCGCUGACUCCACCUGGCCUCGGCUAUGGACAUCGUCCUGUCGGAUUUUGUCCGCUCAACAGGGGCAGAGCCGGGGCUGGCCAGAGACCUCCUUGAAGGCAAGAACUGGGACCUGAGUGCGGCGCUGAGCGACUUCGAGCAGCUCCGGCAGGUGCACGCUGGGAACCUCCCGCACUCCUUCAACGAGGGCCGCGGGGCCCGGCCCCCGGAGCGGGAGGUGGCGCGGCCGGGGAGGCCCCCGCUGCAGCGCCAGGAUGACAUCGUGCAAGAGAAGCGCCUGUCCCGAGGCAUCUCCCAUGCCAGCUCCACCAUCGUGUCCCUGGCCCGUUCCCACGUCUCCAGCAACGGCAGCAGCAGCGAACACCUGCUGGAGAUGCCCAUCUGCACCUUCCAGCUGCCUGACCUCACUGUGUACUCCGAGGAUUUCCGCAGCUUCAUCGAACGGGAUCUUAUUGAGCAGUCCAUGCUGGUAGCACUGGAGCAGGCUGGGCGUCUCAACUGGUGGGUGACGGUGGAUCCGAGCUGCCAGCGGCUGCUGCCCUUGGCCACCACUGGCGAUGGGAAUUGCUUGCUCCAUGCUGCCUCCCUGGGUAUGUGGGGCUUCCAUGACCGGGAUCUCAUGCUCCGGAAAUCCCUCUACACCCUGAUGGACAAGGGAGUGGAGCGGGAGGCGCUGAGGCGGAGAUGGCGCUGGCAGCAGACGCAGCAGAACAAGGAGUCUGGCCUGGUUUACACGGAGGAGGAGUGGCAGAAGGAGUGGAAUGAGCUGAUCAAAUUGGCAUCCAGUGAGCCCCGCGUGCACUACGGCACCAACGGCGGCGGCUGCAGCGGGGUGGAGAGCUCAGAGGAGCCUGUGUACGAGAGCCUGGAGGAGUUCCACGUCUUUGUCCUGGCCCAUGUGCUAAAGAGACCCAUCGUGGUGGUGGCAGACACGAUGCUGCGGGACUCGGGCGGCGAAGCAUUCGCCCCCAUUCCCUUUGGGGGGAUCUAUCUGCCCCUGGAAGUCCCAGCCAACAAAUGCCACCGGUCUCCACUGGUUCUGGCUUAUGACCAAGCCCAUUUUUCUGCCCUGGUCUCCAUGGAGCAGAAGGAAAACACAAAGGAUCAAGCUGUGAUCCCCCUGACAGACUCUGAGCACAAGCUGCUCCCCGUGCACUUCGCCGUGGAUCCCGGGAAGGAGUGGCAGUGGGGGAAGGACGACAGUGACAAUGUCAAGCUGGCCAGCGUGACGCUGUCGCUGGAAGCCAAACUGCACCUGCUGCACAGCUACAUGAAUGUCCGAUGGAUCACGUUGCCUUGUGACAUGCAGGCGCCUCUGGCUCAGCCAGAAUCCCCCACGGCCUCCGCAGGUGAUGACCCUCGCUCGGCAGCAGAGUCAGGCGAGUCGGACAAGGAGUCGGUGUGCAGCAGCUCUGCCAGCAACGGGGGCACCAGGGCAGGCAAGGACAGGGAGAAACCAAAGAAAGAGCGGGAGAAGGAGAAGGAUAAGAAACGGGCAGACUCGGUAGCCAACAAGCUGGGAAGCUUCGGGAAGACUCUGGGCAGCAAACUAAAAAAGAACAUGGGGGGCCUGAUGCACAGCAAAGCUGUGAAGGGCAGCAUGAGCAAUGGGCAGGGAGACACCCUGGAGAAGAAGAAGAAAGGAUCUCUGAAGACACGGAAAGACAGCAAAGAGGAAUGUUCCCCAGGAGACUUAGCUCCUGCAGAGAAAACGUGUCCAGGUAAAGCAGCCCUGGAGAAGCCGUCAGAUCCCUACAAGUACAGCAGCGACGUGCGGCUGAGCCUGAGCAUCCUGCGCGCGGCCAUGCAGGGCGAGCGCAAGUUCAUCUUCGCCAGCCACCUCAAGACCAGCAGCCGGCACCAGUUCCAGGAGGAGAUGAUCCAGAGGUACCUCCUGGAUGCUGAGGAACGUUUCCUGGCAGAGCAGCGGCAGAAGGAGGCGGAGAAGAAGGCUCUGGGCAGCGCUGCCCCGGCCAAGAGGCCAGAAGGGGAGGUGGGUGCCCAGCGGAGCGAGGAGGUGAUGCCAAGCCCCGUGUUCUCCCAGCCACCCCCCACCUACCCUCCCCAGCCCCUGGAGCCAGCCGUGGCUGCUAAAAUAGCCGCUUUUCCCGCCGGCUAUUCCGGCGUUUUCACCUUCCCCAGGCCCUCCAUGGGCAGUGCUGAGGGGCUGCACCCACCCAGCUGCCCUGAGGGCCGGCGGCAGCUGGCGGGGGGGCCCUGUGGGAGCGUCCCCCCCUAUGCCACCCUGCCCCGCCACCACCAGGGCCGGCUCGGCCCCUGUCCCCCCGGCCCUGCCCACCUGGGCCGGUUCUCCCCCACGGACAUGGACACCCAGCCUCCCUUCCCUGCGGAGUGCGAGGGCUCCGGCUGCCUCCCCCCGCACAGCAACGGCUGCCGGGAGUUCCUCCAGCAGGACAAGGCAGGAACAGCGGAUAAAAUGAGAAGCCAAGCCCUCUACAACAUCCAGCAGACCAAGUGCAAACAGCCCAACUGCAGCUUUUAUGGACACCCAGAGACUGGGAAUUUCUGUUCCUGCUGUUACAAGGAGGAGCUGCGGCGCAGGGAGCGGGAGGCGCUGGUGCACAGGUUCUGAUGCUCCCCCUGUGCGGAUCCGGACCCCUGGAACGUGGGGGAUGCAAUAACAGAGAUCCAGUUUGGUUUUACACCCACCCACGCUCCUCUCCCACUCUGCAGGAGGUGGGAGCAGGCGUUCGGCCGGAUGGGCGUGGGGCUGGUGGGAUUGACGGGGGGCAGGAGGGAGAGAGGGGGAACCCAGCCCCUGCUUUCCCAGAGCCCCUGCGAGGGAGGAGGAGGAGGAGGAUUCCCAGGGGUGCCUGGGGACAGUGGGGGCUGCUCGGGUCGGAGCACAGGGUGAGAGGGGAGAAUUCCUCAAAAACUCAAUAAAGCAGACCAAAGCUUUGGGAGUGGGCAGGGGGAGCAGCUCCCACCAGGUCCUUCCCGCUUCCUGACCACCUGGGACCGAGCAAAAAUGCCCCAUUUUGAGCGUCACAAACCUUUUAAUGGAAUUUUUUAACACUGGUUUUAUUCUGUAUUUCUUCUUGCUGGUACUGAGCGACACCGUGUUGGAGUUGGACAUUGGUGAGGUGAGGUGGGUUGGACGCCCCCCCACCCAGUCCUGGAUGACUCCGAGCACCAGGAUGGGCUCAGGGCUCUGUCCCCCCCCCUCCUACGGAUUAGCUCAAGUCUGGUUUUAAAAUGUUGUUUUUAAACUCUUUCUGAGGCGGGGGGAGCCAGGGGAUUGGAGGUUUCUCUUCCUGUGCAGAACCCCCAGCCCACAGGAGAGCUGAGGUGAGAUCCUGGGUCAGCAUCUCCUGCCAGGAAUUCCCAGUGGCAUGGGGCAAAUCCCCCAGGAAUACCCACUGGGAGGGGGUCCCAGAGCACCCCCAGUCCCGGGGUCACAGCCCCAUAUAACUCCUACUUGAGCACAGCUACUCUGUACUACCUCUGAUCCUGAUUAACUCGGCUCCGUUGUGCUGAGCCACCAACUGACCUUUAGGCUGCGGAAUUAAUCCAUAUUUUUGAUAACAGGGCUAAAAAGCAGAACAAUAAGGUAAAAUCCUCCUGUGACUAAUGUCCCGCGCCAUUCCUGACCCCAUCCCAGCUCCCUGGCUCCCAGGGUGGGAUUCACUUUAGCACUGCGAUGUUUGCACAGAAUUCCUUGGGUUUUUUGGUAACAGCAGCUUCCAAACUGGGCCUGAUCCUGCACGGAGUGAGGUGCAGCAUUUCCUAUCACAUGGAAAUAAAACAGGAGUUAUAUUCUUCA
Molecule: messenger RNA, 6495 nt
Organism: Poecile atricapillus (Black-capped chickadee)
Lineage: Eukaryota; Metazoa; Chordata; Aves; Passeriformes; Paridae
Gene: OTUD7B
Product: OTU deubiquitinase 7B
Exons: 12
Coding region: 2737-5304 (855 amino acids)
Biological process (GO): protein K11-linked deubiquitination; protein deubiquitination involved in ubiquitin-dependent protein catabolic process; protein K63-linked deubiquitination
Cellular component (GO): cytoplasm; nucleus
Molecular function (GO): cysteine-type deubiquitinase activity; zinc ion binding; K63-linked polyubiquitin modification-dependent protein binding
Source: RefSeq, a predicted model, not a curated record